CAGCUGGCUGAGCAGAGCAUGGUGGCAGAGCAGAGCAGCAGGACAGGCUGUUUCUGCUGGGCUUUGGCCAGGACAGUCAGAGGAGCCAAGCACUUUGGGCCACACAUCUGACUCCUCCAGGUGUAGAUAUGUUUGAUAAUUCUCACUACCCCUUCAACUGCUUUAACUACGAUGGAGACGGAUACCCUUCCUCUAGCACAGACGAAGAGAAGAAAAUGUGUAGACCGGCAUACAGCUACAUAGCUUUGAUAGCCAUGGCCAUCCAGCAGAGCCCCGAGCAGCGGGUCACUCUGUCGGGCAUCUACGAGUUCAUCAUGAAGAGAUUUCCAUACUACCGCUCCAACCAGAGAGCCUGGCAGAACUCCAUCAGACACAACCUGUCUCUCAACAGCUGCUUCAUCAAGGUUCCCCGAACAGAGGGCAAUGAGAAGGGAAAGGGAAACUAUUGGACUUUUGCCACCGGCUGUGAAUCCAUGCUCGACCUGUUUGAAAACGGUAACUUUCGGCGUCGCAGGCGUAGGAGGAACCUGAAAAUUGGCUUCCGUGACUCAGGAGAAACCCCCUUCCACUCUUUGGAGGGCCACAGUAAUCAGCACGUGCCUGCAGCUCGCCACCCUGAACCCGACUCCACCCUCUGCCCUUUGAACCCUGAAAGGCCGAGGCUGGCCCCCCAACAAAACCACCUCAUCCCGAGCCCCACCCAGCAGGGGAAACCGGAGUCUGAGAUCAAGUUUAGCAUUGACUACAUCCUGUCCACCCCAGAUCCGCCCCCGCCUGGCCUCAGAUCAUCCCAUGGCUCUGUGCACAUUGGGUCCACUGGGCCACCCAUACAUAUUCUGGAGCCCCAACAUCUGAACCUGCACUUCUGGACUCUGUAAGAGGAGCAAGCAGGGACUGAACUUGUUCCUUCACGGUCAUCCCUGUCCAAAACUGGGAAGUACUGAGGACAUCAAAAGACAGAGGAGAAACUCCACAAGAGGAACUUCACUGACUUGAAAGUGUAAAUGAGGAUAAGAGUAACAAGGUACAGUAUUAUAUGACAGAUUUUUGAUGGAGAAGAAUCCCUUAAAAGAGAGCAUCCUGCUGUCUAAGAAGUCAUCCAAAACAUAAAAUGUGAACAAUGACACAUUCAUAUUGUCGUUAUACAGUGUGUGCAGUGUAAGUGCUGACAUAGGUUUACAGUGUUCUCUGUAUGUGUAUACACAGGAGCUAUGUCGUGUUUUAAAUCCCAGAUUAGGUAAAACAAAUUGCAUUUAUUCAGAAUAUUGUGGCUCUUCCUUGUCGCCUGUCAUUUCUUUUAAGCAGACAUUACAAUCAGUUAAACCUAAUUAUGAUUAAUGUCAUUCCUCAGAUUGAUUUCUGAGUAAUUGUAGAUUUGGUCAUUUUAUUUCUCCUACCUUAUUUUAGUGAGUGUCAGGGCAAAUAUAAAGUGGUCAAAACCUUGUACACAUCCACUAAAGACAUAUAAAAAUGCUCUUUUUUGUCUGAUAUAUGUCUGGCACAAAGAAAAAUCUAAUUAAGCCAUUAAAAUUCAGUCUGAGAUGACAUAGUUCUUCUCUCUUAUUGGAAAAACCAGAAUUUAGGAAUAUGCAAAUAUUUUCAUUUCAAAAGUUUAACUGCUGACAACAAACUUGACAGAAAAAUCUGUUUUCAGUGCACGUUUGUGUGCUGGAGGUUUCAAGUGUCCACAGAGUCACAUAUUGAACCACCGUUGGAUUUCAAACCAUAAAAUCAUUACAUUCAUAUGAGUGAGUGUGGAGAAAUUACACUGUAGACAACUUUCUGAUGUCAAACUCUGCACUUACAUCAUUCUGUACAGUGAAACUCAAACAUCCAAGUGAAGUAACAAUAAAGAAAACAUGUUUCACAGUGAAGGGAAGUGACAUUUGAACUUUUUGGAAAAUUGUAAACAAUGUCAGCAGGAAAAAAGCUGAUUAUCUGCUUCAGUUUAGCUUGACAUACUUCUAUUUUUCAGUUGAAAAAUCAUCAAAUCAGUUCAAACUUAUAAUGUUUAUGGCGUUUGUUCCACCCCUUUCAACAGACCUUUUUCCACCAAGGACAUUAUGACAGGUCACGGUAGGAACAACACAGAUGUAUUAAAAUUAAUGAUGGGGGAGUUUCGGGGUCCUGUGAAUACUGCUUCACUGUCUGCGUGUCCCAGACCCAUAACACUAAUUCCUUGCAGUAUGCACAACAUACAAACCACGAAAGUGUACAGUUUAAGCAGUUAACAUACUGAAUAAAAUUCAUACUAUCCAUCCAUUUUCAUACUAAAAGGAAACUGUACAAUUCUCCUACAAUGCCAUGUAGCAGCUGUUCAUAGAUGACAAUAAUAAAAACUAGCUGUGGAUGGGAGCAGGAUCACCUCAGAAAACAAAAAUUAGCCGUUGAAUUUUGGUACAAAUGUUUUGCUCAGUGAUAUGUUUAAUUGGCAGUGUCAAUUUAAAGUCAUACUUUUCCUUUGCACAGCGCACGUGUUGCGCCAUUUCCUGUCAUCUACCAGAUAACAGUAUAAUGAUGAUUAUAUAGUAAAUACUGCAUAUAUUCAUGGAGCAUAGACUUGCAGCACAAUUAAUGUCUUCUUUAAGAUUGGUUUUCUAUGAUUUUUCAGAACCACUCACCAUUUAUUAUAUUAUAUUAUAUACUCCUUCAUUUUCAUUGUACUUUGCAUUGUGGGAGAAUAGUAUCUUUCAACAGCACAAUAAAAAAUCUGUUGUAAUUAGUAUACAUACUGCUUAGUUUGAAUAUAUUUCAUGUGGUCACCUUCCAAUUGUGAACCCAUACAGAAAUUGGUUAGAAUUAGCAUGUAGUGUAGAUCUGAUUUGUAUUUUCCCUACUACAAGAAGUCUGGGCCUGUUCUGACUGAAUCACUCAGAUUUACCUUCUGCCCACAUUUUGCAAAUUUUUUCAUUGACCUUUUGAAAUCCUGAUUGACUGACACUUAAAUUCUAAUCCAGCCACUCCUCAUUAUAACAUAUUGUAUCCACACACUUAAAAGAGGCCUAAUGAAACAGA
Messenger RNA from Scatophagus argus, 3015 nucleotides. It is a transcript of the gene foxl3, whose product is annotated as forkhead box L3. The record is from RefSeq and is a predicted model, not a curated record. Gene Ontology annotation, molecular function: RNA polymerase II cis-regulatory region sequence-specific DNA binding; DNA-binding transcription factor activity, RNA polymerase II-specific. The transcript is spliced from 3 exons. The coding region runs from base 129 to 878 and encodes 249 amino acids. NCBI's taxonomy places the organism in Eukaryota, Metazoa, Chordata, Actinopteri, Scatophagidae. Gene Ontology annotation, biological process: cell differentiation; anatomical structure morphogenesis; regulation of transcription by RNA polymerase II.